Messenger RNA from Symbiodinium necroappetens, 633 nucleotides. NCBI's taxonomy places the organism in Eukaryota, Dinophyceae, Suessiales, Symbiodiniaceae. The record is from the annotation of a GenBank genome assembly.
AUGCUCGCGCUCGAGCAUAUCUCCCCUCUUGAAACACUAGUGGAUCCUGACAGCCAUGUGAGCAAGACUGGCUUCAAGAAAGCCGAUGACGCGGCAGAUGAGCUGCAUUGCAGUGGGUGCGGCUGCACACAUGUUAAGGGCAUUGCGCGAGGGCCCAGGCCUUUCACGGUGUCGGCAGCAAGCCAGGCCGCUGGGAAGGCUCCUCGCCCUGUGAUGAUGCAAGAGCCAAUGUCACGCCACGCCAUGCCGAGGGCACCUCAGGUGUCGAUGCAGAUGCCUCCACGACUGCCACUGCAGCCCCCGAACCAGGCACAACAAUCUCCUGCAGCACCUUUGACUUCGCCAGCUACAUCGCAGAAGCCAGUCCCCUGCCAGACAAGCCAGGCCUCGACCAGUGGAUCUUCUUCGCAUCGCCAUGAAGGACUGCCACCACAAGCAGCACCUGUCGCAUCUGCGGCUGGUCGUGUGACGGACUGGCCGAAGCAGGUGUUCUGCAGCACAGCUGAGUACGACUGGACAUUUACGAAGGAGGUCAUCAGGCCAGAUUCAGCGAUGAUUUUGGCGAUCUCGUCUCUUGACAAGGACCUUGAUGGCAAGGGCACAGCUGACCUGGUGAGAGAGCUCGGUGGGUAA